GCACCCAGCCAAUCAGAGCACUUGCCACCUGCGACCGCGCUCUCCCCCCACCUCACCCGCAAAGCGGCACGAGCCAGAAUCUUCCAGUCUCAGGCUGUUUGUCCCCGCAGCGGGGCAAUGCGACUGCGCGCCCCGUCCUGAUUGGCCGAGAGUUGCGGGCUGCGUGCGCAGGCGCCUACCUCGGUUACUUAGGGCGGGAGCCCGGCGAGGGCGCCGGUGCUUUGUGUUGUCUGAGGCCGGGAAACCUGCCCGCGCUGCCAUGCCGAACCGCAAGGCCAGCCGGAAUGCUUAUUAUUUCUUCGUGCAGGAGAAGAUCCCCGAACUACGGCGACGAGGCCUGCCUGUGGCUCGCGUUGCUGAUGCCAUCCCCUACUGCUCCGCAGACUGGGCGAAACCUGUUUUCACACCACUGAGGAGGCCAGGCAUGCUUGUACCAAAGCAGAAUGUUUCACCUCCAGAUAUGUCAACUUUGUCUUUAAAAGGUGAUCAAGCUCUCCUUGGAGGAAUUUUUUAUUUUUUGAACAUUUUUAGCCAUGGCGAGCUACCUCCUCAUUGUGAACAGCGCUUCCUCCCUUGUGAAAUUGGCUGUGUUAAGUAUUCUCUCCAAGAAGGUAUUAUGGCAGAUUUUCACAGUUUUAUAAACCCUGGUGAAAUUCCACGAGGAUUUCGAUUUCAUUGUCAGGCUGCAAGUGAUUCUAGUCACAAGAUUCCUAUUUCAAAUUUUGAACGUGGACAUAACCAAGCAACUGUGUUACAAAACCUUUAUAGAUUUAUUCAUCCCAACCCAGGGAACUGGCCACCUAUCUACUGCAAGUCUGAUGAUAGAACAAGAGUCAACUGGUGUUUGAAGCACAUGGCAAAGGCGUCAGAAAUCAGGCAAGAUCUACAACUUCUCACUGUAGAGGACCUUGUAGUGGGGAUCUACCAACAAAAAUUUCUCAAGGAACCCUCUAAGACUUGGAUUCGAAGCCUCCUAGAUGUGGCCAUGUGGGAUUAUUCUAGCAACACAAGGUGCAAGUGGCAUGAAGAAAAUGAUAUUCUCUUCUGUGCUUUAGCUGUUUGCAAGAAGAUUGCGUACUGCAUCAGUAAUUCUCUGGCCACUCUCUUUGGAAUCCAGCUCACAGAGGCUCAUGUACCACUACAAGAUUAUGAGGCCAGCAAUAGUGUGACACCCAAAAUGGUUGUAUUGGAUGCAGGGCGUUACCAGAAGCUGAGGGUCGGGAGUUCAGGAUUCUCUCAUUUCAACUCUGCUGAUCAGGAACAAAGAUCAAACACACCCAUUGGUGACUACCCAUCUAGGGCGAAAACCUCUGGCCAAAACAGCAGCGUUCGGGGAAGAGGGAUUACCCGCUUACUAGAGAGCAUCUCCAAUUCCUCCAGCAAUAUCCACAAAUUCUCCAACUGUGACACUUCACUCUCAUCUUACAUGUCCCAAAAAGAUGGAUACAAAUCUUUCUCUUCCUUAUCUUAAUGAUGGUACUCUUUUCAAUUUCUGAAAACGGUAACAGGCCCAAGUUCCUUCUUACUACAGUCAUAUUAAACAGAUCACAUCAAUGAUAAAUGUCACUACUAUAAAAACUACUUAAUUUGUAAGGAAAUUGUUUCAUAGAUUUAAAAAAAUUGUGGUUGGAGAGCAUCUUGGCAUUUGUACUUUUUUUCUUGAGGGAUUGUUCUGCUUCCUGGCUGUAUGAUGGGUAUAUCAUUAAAGUUUUGAGUCCUAUACGAAAAAAACUGACAUUUUUAGAGUUGUACUUUUGGGAAUGUUAUAGAUUGAUAAUUAUUUCCCCUGAUAAUAAAGGUAUUGAAUGUCUGUUAUGAAAGGUUCUAAAA
Molecule: messenger RNA, 1830 nt
Organism: Piliocolobus tephrosceles (Ugandan red Colobus)
Lineage: Eukaryota; Metazoa; Chordata; Mammalia; Primates; Cercopithecidae
Gene: MAEL
Product: maelstrom spermatogenic transposon silencer
Exons: 11
Coding region: 260-1471 (403 amino acids)
Biological process (GO): male meiotic nuclear division; spermatogenesis; negative regulation of DNA-templated transcription
Cellular component (GO): P granule; nucleus
Molecular function (GO): sequence-specific DNA binding
Source: RefSeq, a predicted model, not a curated record